AUGUCUUUCAGAACCGAACUAAAAGAAAAUGCCUUUCGUCGGGAAUCAACCGGGCCCUAUGCCGAUAACCUCAAGGUCGAUGCACUAGUCGUCGGUGCUGGAUUUGGAGGCAUAUUCUGUCUGCACGAGCUCCGAAAAUUGGGACUCAAUACUGUCAUAUUCGAAGCCGGAAACGAGUUGGGAGGUACGUGGAGAUGGAACUGUUAUCCUGGUGCCGGGGUGGAUUCGGAGGUUCCUGAAUACAUGUAUUCAAUCCCAGAGACUUGGAAAGACUGGACUUGGUCGACCAAUUAUCCUUCAUACGACGAGUUGCGGAGAUAUUUCGAUCAUGUGGAUAGUGUUCUUCAGGUCAAGAAAGACUGUGCUUUCAACAGUGUUGUUGUUGACGCGCAAUUCGAUGUGAAAGAGGGUCGAUGGCACGUCAAGACAGCAGAUGGUAGAUCCGCCAGCGCCAGGUAUUUCAUUGUUGCGACCGGCUUCUCUGCCAAGCGAUACAUUCCAGAAUGGUCGGGAAUGGAUAAAUUCGAAGGGAUUGUCCACCAUUCCUCCUUUUGGCCCGAUGAACAUAUUGAUGUUCGCGGCAAACGCUGUGCAGUGAUUGGCACCGGGGCAUCCGGCGUCCAGGUAACACAAGCCUGGGGCCCUGAAGCCGGCUCAUUGAAGGUAUUCCAGCGAACUCCAAAUAUGGCGCUUCCUAUGAAGAGAAGAACUCUCACGACGAGCGAGCAAGAAGAGGCCAAGAAGUCUUAUCCCGAGCUUUUUUCUCUCCGCGAGAAGUGCUUUGGUGGAUUUUUGUACACCUUUGACGAAAAAGAUACAUUCGACGACAGUGAGGAGGAAAGACAAGCUUUUUAUGAGAAGUUAUGGGAGGAGGGUGGGUUCCGCUUCUGGCUCGCCAACUAUAAGGACUACCUUUUCGAUGCCAAAGCGAACCGCCCUGCUUACGACUUCUGGUGCAAGAAAACUCGUGAGCGCAUCGGGGAUCCGAAACAGCAAGAUCUCCUGGCACCGUUGGAGCCGCCCCAUCAUUUCGGAGUUAAACGCCCUUCAUUGCAAUUUAGCUAUUAUGAACAAUUCAAUCGACCCAAUGUCGAAGUCAUCGAUAUCAAGAAUAACGGUAUUGUGGGAUUCACAGAACGCGGCAUUCAGCUACAGGAUGGAACGGUGCAUGAACUAGAUGUUAUCUGUAUUGCCACUGGCUUUGACAUUUCGACCGGUGGUAUGACCAACAUGGGACUGAGGAGUAUCUAUGGCACUUCAUUGGAAGAUGAAUGGAAAUCAGGGGCUUACACAUAUCUGGGAACUACUGUGCGCGGCUAUCCAAACAUGUUCCACCUUUACGGUCCGCAUGGCCCGACGCUCUUCAGCAAUGGACCCACCACUGUCGAGAUACAGGGUCGUUGGAUUGCCCAUGCUAUCAAGCAGAUGGAGCGUCAGAAUAUCAAGUACAUCAACCCGACACGCGAGGCUAUAGAGACAUGGAAGAAACGCAUCAAUCACCUGUCCGAUAUCACCUUGUUCCCUACCACCAAAUCUACCUACAUGGGUGGAAGUAUCCCUGGGAAGGUAUUUGAACAGGUUAACUACGCUGGUGGAGAGCCUGCUUAUGCGCAAGAAAUUCGCUCGGUCCUUCCAAGCUUCCACGGGUUUGAUAUUGUCAACAGCUCCAGGGAGACCGAUCAGGUAUCUAGUAAGAUCUGA
Molecule: messenger RNA, 1701 nt
Organism: Penicillium manginii
Lineage: Eukaryota; Fungi; Ascomycota; Eurotiomycetes; Eurotiales; Aspergillaceae
Product: flavin-containing monooxygenase
Exons: 1
Coding region: 1-1701 (566 amino acids)
Molecular function (GO): NADP binding; N,N-dimethylaniline monooxygenase activity; flavin adenine dinucleotide binding
Source: RefSeq, a predicted model, not a curated record